AUGAGCGCCCCCGCGACGCUGCCCCCCGGGGGCGAAGAAGGGCUCGAGACCACCUGGCCCCCGGCGGCUAACGCUAGUCGCGUCCCGGCAGAGGAGGAGGAGGAUACUCGGUCCGACGGCACCGGGACGGCUGGCAUGGUCACCAUCCAGAGCAUCUACGCGCUAGUGUGCUUGGUGGGUCUGGUGGGCAACGCCUUGGUUAUCUUCGUGAUCCUUCGCUACGCCAAAAUGAAGACGGCCACCAACAUCUACCUGCUCAACCUUGCCAUCGCCGAUGAGCUCUUCAUGCUGAGCGUGCCUUUUGUGGCCUCAUCAGCCGCCCUGCGCCACUGGCCCUUCGGGUCGGUGUUGUGCCGCGCGGUGCUCAGUGUGGACGGCCUCAACAUGUUUACUAGUGUUUUCUGUCUGACCGUGCUCAGUGUGGACCGUUACGUCGCGGUGGUGCACCCUUUGCGAGCCGCCACCUAUCGGCGUCCCAGCGUGGCCAAGCUGAUUAACUUGGGCGUGUGGUUAGCGUCCUUGCUGGUCACCCUGCCCAUCGCGGUCUUCGCAGACACCAGGCCGGCUCGGGGCGGCCAGGCAGUGGCUUGCAACCUGCACUGGCCUCACCCGGCCUGGUCGGCAGUCUUCGUGGUCUACACCUUUUUGCUGGGCUUCCUGCUACCGGUUCUGGCCAUUGGCCUGUGCUAUCUGCUCAUUGUGGGCAAAAUGAGAGCUGUGGCACUGAGGGCUGGCUGGCAGCAGCGGAGGCGCUCGGAAAAGAAGAUCACUAGACUAGUGCUGAUGGUAGUGGCAGUCUUUGUGCUCUGCUGGAUGCCUUUCUAUGUGGUACAGCUCCUGAACCUGUUUGUCACCAGCCUUGAUUCCACUGUCAACCAUGUGUCCCUCAUCCUCAGCUAUGCCAACAGCUGUGCCAACCCCAUUCUCUAUGGCUUCCUCUCUGACAACUUCCGUCGCUCCUUCCAGAGGGUUCUCUGCCUGCGCUGCUGCCUCCUGGAUGCUGCUGGGGGCGCUGAGGAAGAGCCCCUGGACUACUAUGCCACUGCUCUCAAGAGCAGAGGUGCGGCAGGAUGCAUAUGCCCCCCACUCCCCUGCCAGCAGGAGCCUGUUCAAGCAGAACCCAGCCGCAAGCAUGCCGCCCUCACUGGGACCACCACUUUCUGA
Marmota flaviventris (yellow-bellied marmot) is the source of this 1164-nucleotide messenger RNA. It is a transcript of the gene Sstr4, whose product is annotated as somatostatin receptor 4. Gene Ontology annotation, biological process: cellular response to glucocorticoid stimulus; neuropeptide signaling pathway. NCBI's taxonomy places the organism in Eukaryota, Metazoa, Chordata, Mammalia, Rodentia, Sciuridae. Gene Ontology annotation, cellular component: neuron projection; plasma membrane. The record is from RefSeq and is a predicted model, not a curated record. Gene Ontology annotation, molecular function: somatostatin receptor activity; neuropeptide binding.